Molecule: messenger RNA, 1553 nt
Organism: Lemur catta (Ring-tailed lemur)
Lineage: Eukaryota; Metazoa; Chordata; Mammalia; Primates; Lemuridae
Gene: TTLL1
Product: TTL family tubulin polyglutamylase complex subunit L1
Exons: 10
Coding region: 133-1419 (428 amino acids)
Biological process (GO): protein polyglutamylation; microtubule cytoskeleton organization
Cellular component (GO): cilium
Molecular function (GO): tubulin-glutamic acid ligase activity; tubulin binding
Source: RefSeq, a predicted model, not a curated record
CGCGGCCGCGACCGUGGGAUUGUAGAUGCUGCUCAUCGGACCCGCGUCCUCCGGGAAGCCUGCGCUGACCAUUGUGCUCCUCUACCUCCUCUGAGUUCCUAUGCCUUACCUUGUGCCGUCCGAUUAUUGAUUAUGGCAGGAAAAGUGAAAUGGGUCACUGAUAUCGAGAAGUCAGUGUUGAUCAAUAACUUUGAAAAGAGAGGAUGGGUCCAAGUGACGGAAAAUGAAGAUUGGAAUUUUUACUGGAUGAGCGUGCAAACCAUCCGAAACGUGUUCAGCGUUGAAACCGGGUAUCGGCUCUCAGAUGAUCAAAUAGUCAACCAUUUCCCGAACCACUAUGAACUGACCCGGAAGGAUCUCAUGGUGAAGAAUAUUAAAAGAUACAGGAAGGAGCUAGAGAAAGAAGGGAGUCCACUGGCAGAAAAAGAUGAAAAUGGAAAAUACCUCUACCUGGACUUUGUUCCCGUCACCUACAUGCUGCCCGCCGACUACAACCUGUUCGUGGAGGAGUUCAGGAAGAGCCCGUCCAGCACCUGGAUCAUGAAGCCCUGUGGCAAAGCCCAGGGAAAGGGCAUCUUCCUUAUCAACAAGCUCUCGCAGAUCAAAAAGUGGUCUCGGGACAGCAAGACAUCUUCGUUUGUGUCUCAGUCUACUAAAGAAGCCUACGUGAUCUCUCUCUAUAUUAACAACCCGUUACUAAUCGGUGGGAGGAAGUUUGAUCUGCGCUUGUACGUCCUGGUGUCUACGUAUCGCCCGCUGCGCUGUUACAUGUACAAGCUUGGGUUUUGCCGGUUUUGCACAGUCAAGUACACCCCAAGUACCAGCGAGCUGGACAACAUGUUCGUGCAUCUCACCAACGUGGCCAUCCAGAAACACGGGGAGGACUACAACCACAUCCACGGGGGCAAGUGGACUGUGAGCAACCUGCGGCUCUACCUGGAGAGCACCCGUGGCAGGGAGGUGACCAGCAAGCUGUUCGACGAGAUCCACUGGAUUAUCGUGCAGUCCCUCAAGGCUGUGGCGCCACUGUCUCUGCAGCCGGUGAUGAACAACGACAAGCACUGCUUUGAAUGCUACGGCUACGACAUCAUCAUCGACGACAAGCUGAAGCCCUGGCUGAUUGAGGUCAACGCAUCCCCGUCUCUCACCUCCAGCACCGCCAACGAUCGAAUCCUUAAGUAUAACCUGAUUAAUGACACCCUCAACAUCGCGGUCCCUAACGGCGAAAUUCCAGACUGCAAAUGGAACAAGUCCCCCCCAAAGGAAGUUCUUGGCAAUUACGAAAUUCUGUACGACGAGGAACUGGCCCAGGGUGACGGGGCUGACCGAGAGCUGCGGAGUCGUUCGGGCCAGUCGCUGGGGCCCAAAGCGGGUCGAUCGAGAGACUCGGGGAGAACUGUCCUCACAACCUGGAAGUGACACCAACCUGGACAUGUCGAGGCCACUCACUCUGCCUGGGCCCCUGCUGAAGACCUAUUUUGAAAUAUCCUUUUUCUAGAGCUUUUUUCCUUUCCUAAGCCCUGUAAAUAAAUAAAGGCAUGUCUUUGAAAGGU